This is a messenger RNA of Octopus bimaculoides (California two-spot octopus), 2664 nucleotides long. RefSeq lists its product as uncharacterized. Lineage: Eukaryota; Metazoa; Mollusca; Cephalopoda; Octopoda; Octopodidae. The record is from RefSeq and is a predicted model, not a curated record. Gene Ontology annotation, molecular function: chromatin binding; histone binding. Gene Ontology annotation, biological process: negative regulation of DNA-templated transcription. Gene Ontology annotation, cellular component: nucleus; PRC1 complex.
GCCAAGCUACUCCUCACAUUGGUGGUAAACCUGUCUUCUCCACUCAAGCAGUUCCAUCCUUGUUGGUUGGACAGAUAGGUGUUUUACCUGGUCAAGGACCUUCUGGCAAUCCAGCUUUUGUCUCACAGCCUCAGCUGAUCAAUUCCCAAUCACCUCUUCGCAUGAACAGUCAGUCUCAGCUUGUAACAAGUGGUGGCCAAAUUUUUGCAUCGCAACCAAUGCUUACAAAUCCAGCAAUGCUGCAAGCUAUGGCCAGCUUACAGCAGGGUAUCCCUCUUGCAGCCCACCAACCCUUACUUGCAACUCAAUCGCCGACUAUUUUGGCUGGUCAGCCUCUCUAUAUUCGUACUGCUACACCACUUCAACAGCAACCGUCCAUGGUUGCUACAGCUACUGCAACCCCGACUGGGAUGCAGCCUGUUAACUCAUUGAAAACUGCCAAACUCAUUGACAUGACAACUGGUCUGCAAGCUAAAACCGUUGGUGUCCCCACAAAAACAACAAAUCAAGGCAACAAAGGACUUUCAACAAUUCUACCUUCGACAUCAAAAGGGUCAAACACUGCAAAAAUACACCCAACAAAUAUAUCUAUGCAACCAAAUUCUGGUCCGAAACUCAAUAUUCCGACCAUCACACCAAAGCAAACUACAAAAGUGCGUACAAAAAAGAGCAACCCUUUGUCAACAGGGUCCCAAACAAAGCCCAGCAUGCCUACUAGUCUCUCCAAACCAACUACCCCCACCAGCCAGACUAAUGGUGCCACCAGUCUGCCAAAGAGUCAAUCAGACUCUGAAGUUGAAACAGGGCGCAAGACAAUAGCCAUGAUGGAAAGUACUUCGGAGAAGAAAACCCUCACAGAAUCCACUUCAAAGCAGUCAACAUCUGAGCAAAAGCAAGAGAAAAGGGCCCAGGUCGAUGCUCCACAGCCUCCAACAACCACCCAAGAAACCAGGCAGGUUGAAUCAAUGGAUGUUUCUUCUGGGAAACCACAACAUCCUGUACCAAAUAUGCUGGACAAUUCUGUUGUAGUUGAGAAACAGAAGGCUAUUGUCAAACCUCAUAUAUUAACUCAUGUUAUUGAAGGCUUUAUCAUCCACGAAGGUCCAGAGCCUUUCCCGGUCCAAAGGUCAUCGUUGCUGACGGAAUACAUUCCUUCAAAGUCCAGCAGCAAUGCCAGCACCACUAAUGUAGAGAAAGAGUCUGAACAGGAAGAAACCAACGGGUCAAGUCAUGAUCCUGAUGUCCCUAUGGCUGAUGACACUGAAACAAGAGAUGGAGAUGCUGAAGGUCUGCUGGGCCCCCCAAAUGUGGACAAAAGAAUGAGUUCAGGUUCAGGACCGAAAUAUGUUAAACGAAGGAAACCUACCCUUAAGGUCCGAAAGACAUGGCGUCCCAGCCGCGUUGGCAGGAUGUCUUAUAAUAUUCCAUCUAGGCCCUUCCAAAGAAUAAGAAACACUAUGUCAAACAAUACAAGGCGAGAUGGUGUUAGAGAUAGGCUUCCAGCGGAAGAGCAUAGCAGCUCUCACAGCAGCCACGAAAGCAGCAGUUCCCCCACAUCACCAGCACAACCGACAGAUUACGAUGUUGGAAUGGAUUCAUCCACCUCACAUCCAGCGAAAUGGACUGUUCAGAAAGUCUUUGAUUUUAUUAAGUCAAUGCCAGGCUGUACGGCGUAUGCGGAAGAGUUUCGCUCUCAAGAAAUUGAUGGCCAGGCAUUGCUUCUUCUGAAAGAAGAUCAUUUGAUGACUGCCAUGAACAUGAAGCUGGGGCCAGCAUUGAAAAUCUGUGCCAGGAUUAAUUCUUUGAAAGACAACUUCUAAAAACAAGAAAAAAAAAAUGCAAUAAUAAAAAUUUUAAAAAUGUUCUUUUAAUCCCAUCCCCUCAAAAAAAAAAAAAAAGACUUCUCAAAAGUUUAUGUAACUUUUAAAUUUUAACAGAAAACUUUUUUUACCAAUUUUUUUAAUUCAACAAACUCAUCCGAAAUAAUCACAUCUCAUUUGCUAAACAAACUGCACUGCAUUUUCAUAACCCAUACUUAAAUGCAUUAACCUUUAAAUUUUUGCUGCUCUCCACCACCAUUUUGCAGUAUACAAUAAUGCAAUCAAGAGAAUUCUUGUUAUAUGCACAUACAUAAUGUGUAUGUAAUGUGUGUGCAUGUGUGUGUGUGUGUGUGUAAUGUGCGUGUGUAUGUUGACCAUAGUAAUAACGAUAAUCUUAGUUUGUUCAAAGUAAAUAACAUUGUUCUCCUUAUUGUAACUGCCAGCAUCCAUUCGUAAUCAUCAGUUUAAUGGGGUUUUUUUUUAAACUGAAAAAAGAAGAAAAAGCAUAGAAGACACAUUUCGGGUUGAAAUUAAUCAAAAAGUGUGACUCUUUUGUGGAAGUGUGAAUAUGACUUUCAUUCUAUAAAUAUCAACAUUUUUCAAGAAAUUCACUGAUCUUCAAUGUGAUGUGAUGCCCAGGUUUCAUCUUUUCUCUGUUGAGUUCUUCAUUAUACAUUUCGGUAACUUCUCGUCCCUCCCUCUCUCUCUCUCUCUCUCUCUCUCUCUCCUCUCUUUUCUGUAUUUGAUGUCUUUAUUAUUAUUAUUUCUCUCUGUGAUGGAAUUUAUGACUAGUUCUUGGUUUAAUUCAGAACUAUUAAGACAUGGCAAAAAUCUUCUUUUUUUU